Seminavis robusta is the source of this 1629-nucleotide messenger RNA. Lineage: Eukaryota; Bacillariophyta; Bacillariophyceae; Naviculales; Naviculaceae. The record is from the annotation of a GenBank genome assembly.
GACUUUUUCACUUCUUCCGAUUGCCUUCUUUUGCUUCUAUUUCUUGUUCAUUCUUAUCGUAGCAACCCCAUCAUGCCCCCCAUGAGCAUGGACUUGCAGUGCAGCCACUGUACCGCCUUGUUAGAAGAUGAGACGACCCGAGAGAUUCUGGACGAGUUGGACCGUGAGCGAACGAGGCGUGCCGAAUUGGAAGCUCAAGUGCGAGAGCUCUUGGAAAAGGACCAAAAGCGUCAAGAAGAAACGAGUCGUGAGGAAGGCGAGACGAUGUCCAUCUCUCGCAAACACUACAUGGCAUUACAGACAGAAUUGAAGGGAUAUCGCGAUUUGAUUGAUGCCAUGACAAAGGAACGACCCGCCAUUGCGGCGGCUCUCCAAGCGAGUACGCGACAACGGUUUUUCCCCAGCAGAGUCGAAUUGCACUCGGUCAAACCGAGUCCUUCCUUGCCACUCCAUGUGGUGCGAUUGAUGGAAAUCAUGCCAUGGGAUCCUCGUGCCGAAGAAUAUGCGUUUGCCAAGGAAGAGUUGUACGAAUGGCAGUUUUACAAUAAGAGAAAAAAGACAUGGAAAACCGAACUCCGAACCAGCCCCAAAAUGUUUCGCGAAUUGCCGACGGAAGAACCCAAGCCGGAAGCUGGAAUCAACGGAGGAUCCAAUGGCAACAACAACAACAAUCAUCGACCAUUCUUGGCAUUUUUCAAUCAAGAUUCGGCUCCACCCACGUCUUGUGUCUUGACCAAUCACCGCAUGACCAAACUCUACAAUUUACAAAAGGGAUUCCCAUUGCCAGAAAAUGGAGGAACCUGGCAAUGGGUCGGCGGAUGGAGAGUGGAGAAACGCAUCUCUUUGAAUGAAGACUUGUCCGGGUCAUCAUCGGGAGUAUCCUCUUCACAAGCAACGAAAAAGAAACAUAAACGAGCCGUGGUGGAUUGUGAUGACGAAGGAUGGUCGUAUGCCAAGGCAGCUCGCCACUUUGUUCAUGCAGACUCGAAGGACCAGUGCUGGGAUCAUGCCGACGACAAUGACGAUGGAAAAGUCACACGAAUGGUACGACGUCGCAAGUGGACGCGGCAACGAGCCCUGAUAGACUAUCCACACGCCUCCGAGGCAACCAGGUCUUUUUUGAGUUUAAUGGCACAGCGCAUGUACGCCAACAUGGCCGCCAACAAGCUCAGCUCACAACUGGUCGACACCAAAGUAGCCUUGACCAUGGUAGAGUCGCUAUUGGUACAAUGCAAAGAUGAUACGGAGCGACAAAUCCAUGUCUUGUCGAAAUUGCUGCAGACCAAGUCCAAAGCAAAAGUCAACAGUGCGGCCGAUGCCAAGGCUAUUGUGGUGGCGGCCAGUGAGGCGGCCAAGCAAAUGAAAGAGACUAUUGAACAAGCCUUGGAACGCACGGCUCGGGACAAGAACAAUGGUAUAUCCUCGAGUUGAGAUCGUAGCAGACGAGACGACAAAGCAAGAAUUUGGAGUUCUUCCGACCAGAUAGAAAUUGGAAUUAGGAGCCGACACAUGAUUCAUAGGAACCAUCAAUCAAUGCGAUGAUGAAAACCUCAACAACUACUAUUGACCUACAAAGUAUGGGAAUCAUUGUUGAAGCUGGUAGACACAAAUAUUUGGUAGGUUGUAAGG